CCGUAACAAAAAAAAAUUACAUACUUAUCAUCUGCUCAACCGGGCGAUCAACCAAGCUCAUCCCAGCCGCCCGACCACCAUUCUCGCGCGCGAAGCAAUUAACUGAUGAUGGCCGUGGGGAUUUGUCGCGUCGGCCCGGACAUUUUCCUAGCACGAGCCGGCGCUGACCUGAUCGCUGCACACAGUAACGUGUCCCGCACUCUAGGCAGACUUACAUAGCAGCUAGCUAGCCUGCGUCGUGCCAGGUUCUCGAUCGCAAGCAAUUUAACAAGCACUAGCUAGCAGGUCCGGGUGUCCGUGCAUCCAUGUCGAGCCCCGGCGCGGGGAGCGGCGCCCCGCCGCUGUACGACGGCGGCGGCGCUCGCCCGCUCACGCGGCGGCAGCAGGAGUACAGCUUCAGCGGCCGCAUCCUGCUCACGUCGGUCGUCAUCCUCGGCAUCCUCGCCGUCGUCUUCUUCCUCCUCCGGCUCCUGCUCUGCCAGUUCGUGGCGCGCGGCCGGGGCAGCCUGGCCGCGGGCGUCCGCCGCUCCUUGGGCAGGAGCGCCCGCCACGGGCUCGACGCGCCCGCGCUCGCCGCGCUGCCGGUCACCGCCUACCGCCGCAAGCCGGAGCUGCAGGCCGACGGCGGCGGCGGGCCCGCCUCGGCCUCCACCAGCGGCGCCGUGGCGUCGGGGGCGACGGAGUGCGCCGUGUGCCUGUCGGAGCUCGCGGACGGCGAGAAGGUGCGCGCGCUGCCGAGCUGCGGGCACGUCUUCCACGUCGAGUGCGUCGACGCGUGGCUGCGGUCCAGGACCACGUGCCCGGUGUGCCGAGCGGAGGUGCGGCCGGGCAAGGGGGCGGGGACCGGGGACGCGCGGCCGCCGCCGGCUCCGGCUCCGGCUCCGGCGUUGUUCGGUGCGGGGGGCACGUUGGUCGUGACCGUGGAAGGCGGCGUUGCGGUCGCGGAGACCAGUGACGGGCGCCCGCCCCGUGCUGCUGGGCUCCGCGGUCAACCGCCCGGGUAGUAGGUAGCUAAAAGCCCAAAAGCCACAUUGAAUCGAUCAGUAAUCGUACAUGUAAUUAGAAUUGCCUACUAGUACUUUGUAUAAUUGUAUUUGUAUUCUGCUUCUGCAAUGACAUCCUUAACGCCAAACGAUAGAUGAUCGAUCAUAUUAACCCUCGGCCCGGUUCGUAUUGUAAACGUAAAUAUAGUGAUUUGAGGCACUCCAACACUCAGGUGACUUAUUCCUUUGUUUCACCUAGUUGUGGUCAAAAUAAAAAACCAAGUGAAACAA
This is a messenger RNA of Panicum virgatum (switchgrass), 1274 nucleotides long. Its product is annotated as probable E3 ubiquitin-protein ligase ATL44. Bases 306 to 1004 code for a protein of 232 amino acids. Lineage: Eukaryota; Viridiplantae; Streptophyta; Magnoliopsida; Poales; Poaceae. The record is from RefSeq and is a predicted model, not a curated record. The transcript has a single exon.